Papaver somniferum (opium poppy) is the source of this 2183-nucleotide messenger RNA. Its product is annotated as ankyrin-1-like. The transcript has a single exon. Lineage: Eukaryota; Viridiplantae; Streptophyta; Magnoliopsida; Ranunculales; Papaveraceae. Gene Ontology annotation, molecular function: protein binding. The record is from RefSeq and is a predicted model, not a curated record. Bases 414 to 2033 code for a protein of 539 amino acids.
AAUUAGUAAACUCCUUUCAGCUGGCUCUAAGCUAAUAUGAUCAAGAUCAAACCUUCAUAUUCUACCAUGAUAUACGAUUGUCUGUUAUGCAUGCAGAAAAAUAAUCCACAACAAGAAUGAAAAUGACUUUGGUAACAACUAUAAAAUACUCUUAAUCGUUUUCAGUACAAUUAAAUGUGUGCUAUGAAAUUCUUAUAGUAUGGACGCCGAAUAGAACAAGUCAGCAUUGGUUUAGACACCAACACUUGGCACUCUUUCAUUAGAGCCGGCCAUUUUCCUGACCUUCAUAUAGACAAGAGACUCCACCUUCUCAUACCCUCCCUUACUUCUGAAUUCAGAUGUUCAGUUAGUCAGAAUUCUAAUCUGGAGACAAGUCGAUACCAGUAGAAACUUCAACCGAUCGGAGAGAAGAUAUGGAUAGAUUAAUAAGUUUAGAACCAUCAAAGUUGGUUCCGAUACGGAUCGAGGCAGGUCAGAGAUGUUACGGUGAGUUAACCUUGCGUAAUGUUAUGUACACGAUGCCUGUUGCGUUUCGAUUUCAACCUAUCAACAAACUUAAAUAUACUAUUCGUCCGCAAACUGGUAUCAUCUCGCCUUUAGCAUCGGUCACUGUUGAGAUCAUAUACGUUAUGCCACUGAAUUCAACUCUCCCUGACUAUUUCCCGAUAUUGCGUGAUGAUUUCCUCUUGCAUAGUGUUGUAGUUCCUGGUGCAGCUAUUAAAGAUUCAGCAUCAUCUUUUGAUGUGGUUCCUAAUGAGUGGUUUACUCCCAAAAAGAAACAAGUUUUUACUGAUAGUGGAGUUGAAGUAAUUUUCGUCGGUUCACCAAUUCUGGUUCAGCUAGUGUUAGAUGGCUCAAUGGAAGAGCUUCGGGAAGUUCUGGAGAAGAGUGACUCAUCCUGGCACCCAGCUGAUUCAGUCGACUCACACGGUCAGCCACUACUUCACUUGGCAUUAUCUCAACGCCGGGCAGAUCUCGUACAGCUUCUGCUCGAGUUUGAACCUGAUAUGGAAGCACGAAAUCGGUCUGGUCGUACUGCACUUGAAGCGGCGGUUGCAGCUGGAGAAGAUCUGAUCGUUGAACUUUUAUUGGCGCGCCGAGUUAGUACUGAUCGAUCUGAGUCAUCGGAUUAUGGCCCAGUUCAUUUGGCAGCUCAAGGAGGGCAUUUAGAGAUUAUGAGACUAUUACUGCUCAAAGGAGCUAAUUUUGAUGCCCCAACAAGUGAUGGUCGUACACCGUUGCACCUUGCAGUUGCAGAGCGCAAAAGAGACUGUGUAAAACUCUUGUUAGCAAAUGGUGCAAGGACUGAUAUCGGCAGUACAAUUGAUGGUGAGACACCAUUACAUUUAGCUGCAAAUUUAGGUGAUGAACAGAUGGUCAAGUUACUACUACAAAAAGGAGCAAACAAGUACAUUCAUGACAAAUAUGGCAAAACACCUUACGAUAUGGCAGCAGAAUCCGGCCAAUCCCGUCUUUAUGACGUGUUGGGUUUAGGAGAUCGGCUUUCGAUUGCUUCACGGAAAGGCGAGUUACGUACAAUUCACCGACUUCUAGAAAGGGGUGCAUCCAUUAAUGGGAAAGAUCAGCAUGGUUGGAGCGCACUGCACCGAGCAGCGUUUAAAGGAAAGAUCGAUAUUGUCAGAAUGCUACUUGAUAAGGGUGCAGAUAUUGAUUCAAGAGAUGAAGAUGGGUACACUGCAUUGCAUUGUGCCAGUGAAGCUGGUCAUGGUGAGGUUAUUGAAUUGCUUGUCAAAAGAGGUGUUGAUAUUGAAGCACAAACCAACAAGGGUUUAUCUGCAGUGCAUAUUGCUGAGUCAUUGCAGUAUUCAGGGAUUACAAGGAUAUUAACACAAGGGGGUGCGAAUAAUGAUAAUAGAAUUGUGAGUUCGAAACUUGGUGGAAACAAUUAUGGGUCGUUUGGAACUGGUAAAGAGAUGGAAAAUAAUGAAGUUAUUAUUAAAAAGAAACCAAGUCGAGGAAGAGCAAUGAGGAGUAGUUUGGAUAGGUCGACGAUGCCUAUGGCGGUUCUUUGAUUCCCAAGGCAAGGUAUAUGAAUUUCUUGUUGGCACUUUGCGUGGAAAUUUUCGUGGCUAAAUCAAACAUCUAUCUGAUUCGGGUGUAAUAUCAUGUGUAUGUAGUUUAAUAUUUUGUGGCUUAUCACUAUUAAGUUGUUUUUUUUGUCA